AUGCGCUGGCUUUCGCUUCUCGCGUCUUCGCUGCUGUGCACGGGCGGCCUGGCCGCCAAGAAGGCCGCCGGCGAUACCUUCCAGCAGUUCCACGCCAAGCAGCUCUCGUCGGCUCCGGUCAAAAUCGAGGACACCGCCUACCAGAAGCUUGUGGGCGGCACGCCGCGUGACUACAGCACAGCAGUGCUGCUGACGGCCAUGGAUGCGCGCUACGGCUGCCAGCUGUGCCACGAGUUCCAGCCCGAGUAUGACCUGUUGGCCCGUAGUUGGACCAAGGGCGACAAGGCGGGCGAGUCUCGCUUGGUGUUUACGACGCUCGACUUCAGCGACGGCCGCGAUACCUUUGUGUCGCUCGGUCUGCAGACGGCGCCCGUCCUUCUCUUCUUCCCGCCCACGGCCGGCCCGCACGCCGUCUCCUCUCCGGAGCCCCUGCGCUACGACUUUACAAACGGUGCCGGCUCCGCUGAGGUGGUUCACCACUGGAUCUCCCGCCACCUGCCCGACCGCCCGCACCCGGCGAUCAAGCGCCCGAUCAACUGGUUUGCGUGGCUCACGAGCAUCACGAUGCUGCUGGGCUCGGCCACCGCUCUGUUUGUGGCGUGGCCGUACGUGCUGCCGGUGAUCCAAAACCGCAACAUUUGGGCGGCCAUUAGCCUGAUUUCCAUCCUGCUCUUUACCUCGGGCCACAUGUUCAACCACAUCCGUAAGGUUCCGUAUGUGGCGGGUGAUGGCCGCGGCGGUAUCAGCUACUUUGCCGGGGGCUUCCAGAACCAGUUUGGUAUGGAGACGCAGCUCAUUGCUGCCAUGUAUGGCAUUCUUUCGUUUGCCGCCAUCUCCCUGGCCGUCAAGGUUCCGAGAAUAGCCGACGAGAAGAUGCAGCAGGUGGCGGCGCUCAUUUGGGGCGCAGUCAUCUUCCUCAUGUACAGCUUCCUGCUGAGCGUGUUCCGCAUGAAGAACGGAGGCUACCCGUUCUCGCUUCCGCCGUUCAUGUAA
This is a messenger RNA of Sporothrix brasiliensis 5110, 993 nucleotides long. Its product is annotated as oligosaccharyltransferase complex subunit gamma. Gene Ontology annotation, cellular component: oligosaccharyltransferase complex. The coding region runs from base 1 to 993 and encodes 330 amino acids. Lineage: Eukaryota; Fungi; Ascomycota; Sordariomycetes; Ophiostomatales; Ophiostomataceae. The transcript has 3 exons. The record is from RefSeq and is a predicted model, not a curated record.